AUGUUGGGACCUUUAAGGCCUUCGCCUCGUGUGUGCGAAGAAAUGUUGGGACCUUUAAGGCCUUCGCCUCGUGUGUGCGAAGAAAUGUUGGGACCUUUAAGGCCUUCGCCUCGUGUGUGCGAAGAAAUGUUGGGACCUUUAAGGCCUUCGCCUCGUGUGUGCGAAGAAAUGUUGGGACCUUUAAGGCCUUCGCCUCGUGUGUGCGAAGAAAUGUUGGGACCUUUAAGGCCUUCGCCUCGUGUGUGCGAAGAAAUGUUGGGACCUUUAAGGCCUUCGCCUCGUGUGUGCGAAGAAAUGUUGGGACCUUUAAGGCCUUCGCCUCGUGUGUGCGAAGAAAUGUUGGGACCUUUAAGGCCUUCGCCUCGUGUGUGCGAAGAAAUGUUGGGACCUUUAAGGCCUUCGCCUCGUGUGUGCGAAGAAAUGUUGGGACCUUUAAGGCCUUCGCCUCGUGUGUGCGAAGAAAUGUUGGGACCUUUAAGGCCUUCGCCUCGUGUGUGCGAAGAAAUGUUGGGACCUUUAAGGCCUUCGCCUCGUGUGUGCGAAGAAAUGUUGGGACCUUUAAGGCCUUCGCCUCGUGUGUGCAAAGAAAUGGCCAAGUGA
Molecule: messenger RNA, 600 nt
Organism: Penaeus chinensis
Lineage: Eukaryota; Metazoa; Arthropoda; Malacostraca; Decapoda; Penaeidae
Product: hemogen-like
Exons: 1
Coding region: 1-600 (199 amino acids)
Source: RefSeq, a predicted model, not a curated record